GGCCAAAAGAGCUGCACCUCUGGAGGCGACUCAUUUACCAAGUGUUGGAGUAAUAUUGUAGAUAAAAAUGCCUAUUGGAUGCAAAGAGAGGCCAACUUUUUUUGAAAUUUUUCAGACACGAUGCAACAAAGCAGAUUUAGGACCAAUAAGCCUUAAUUGGUUUGAAGAACUUUCUUCAGAAGCUCCACCCUAUAAUUCUGAACCUGCAGAAGAAUCCGAAUGUAAAAUCAGCAGUUAUGAACCAAACCUAUUUAAAACACCGCAAAGGAAACCUUAUCAUCAAUUGGCUUCAACUCCAAUAAUAUUCAAAGAUCGAAGUCUAACUCUGCCACUGUACCAAUCUCCUUUAAAAGAAUUAGAUAAAUACAGAUUAGAUUUAGGAAAGGAUAUUACCAAUAGUAAACCUAAAAGUUGUUGCACAGUGAAGGCUAAAAAGGAUCAAGUAAAUGAUGUUACCAGCCCGUCUCUAAAUUCUUGUCUUAGUGAAAGUCCUGUUCUACGAUGUACACAUGUCACACCACAAAGAGAAAAGUCGGUGGUAUAUGGAAGUUUAUUUCAUACACCGAAGCUUAUGAAGGGUCAGACACCAAAACGUAUUUCUGAAAGUCUAGGAGCUGAGGUGGAUCCUGAUAUGUCUUGGUCAAGUUCUUUAGCCACACCACCAACCCUUAGUUCUACUGUGCUCAUAGUCAGAGAUGAGGAAGCAUCUGCAACUGUAUUUCCUAAUGAUACUACUGCUAUUUUGAAAAGCUAUUUUUCUAAGUAUGAUGAAAGUCUGAAGAAAAAUGAUAGAUGUAUCCCUUCUGGGCCAGACAAUGAAAACAAAAAUCAGAGAGAAGCUAAAAGUCAUGGAUUGGGGAAAAUGUUAGGGAAUUCAUUUGGUAAAGUAAAUAGCUGCAAAGACCAUUUUGGAAAGUCGAUGCCAAAUGUCCUAGAAGAUAAAGUGCAUGAAGCAGUUGUAGAUAUUUCUGAAGAGGAUAGUUUUUCAUUGUGUGUUUCUAAAUAUAAAACAAGAAUUCUACAAAAAAAAAAAACUGGCAAGACUAGGAAAAAUAUUUUCAAUGAAAUAGAAACUGAUGAAUGUGAAAAAGUUAAAAAACAAAUGAAAGAAAAUAAACAUUCAUUUGUAUAUGAAAUGGAACCAAAUGACAGUAAUCCAUUAGAUUCAAGUGUAACAAAUCAGAAGCCCUUUGGGAAUGGAAGUGACAAAAUCUCCAAGGAAGUUGUACUAUCUUCAGCCUCUGAGUGGUCUCAGCCAGCCCUCUCAGGUCUAAAUGGCACCCAGAUGGAGAAAAUACCCCUACUGCAUAUUUCUUCUUGUGACCAAAAUAAUUCAGAAAAAGGCCUCAUAGGCACAGAGAAAGAAUGUACCAACUUUAUUACUCUAGAAAAUUCUUUGCCACGUAUUUCAAAUAUACCAAAAACAGAGAAGAUAUUAAAUGAGGAAACAAUGGUAAAUAAGAGAGAUGAAGAGCACUGUCUUGAAUCUCUUGAGGAUUCCAUUCUUGUGAUAAAGCAAGCAAUACCUGAAACUUCUCUAAUAGCUUCUCCACUUCAAGGUAUCAAAAAGUCUAUAUUCAGGAUAAGAGAAACACCUGAAGAGAUGUUCAGUGCAGUUUUCUCAAAUAAUAUGACUGAUCCAACCUUUAAAGAAAAACCUGAAGCCUCUGAAAGUGGAUUGGAAAUGAAUACUAUUUGCUCACAGAAAGAAGACUCUUUAUGCACAAGUUCAGUUGAUAAUAGAAGCUGGCCAGCCUCUGUGAAACGUACUUCUGUAGCUUUGAAGAAUGCAGGUUUAAUAUCCACUUUGAAAAAAAAAACAAAGAAGUUUAUUUAUGCUAUAAAUGAUGAAAUAUCUUACCAAGGACUAAAAAUGCAGACAGACCAAGAAUCAGGACCAACUAACUAUUCAGCCCAAUUUGAAGCAAACGCUUUUGAAACACCACUUACAUUUACAGAUGCUCAUUCAGGUUUACUGCAUUCUUCUGUCAAAAAAAACUGUUUACAGAAUGAUUCUGAAGAACCAACUUUGUCUUUAACCAGCUCUUCUGGGACAGUUCUGAGAAAAUGUUCCAAUAAGGAAAACAUUUCUUCCAGUAAUAAAAUAAUAUCUCAGGAUCUUGAUUAUAAAGAAACAAAAAUUAAUAAAGAAAAACUGCAGUCACUUAUAACCUCAGAAACUGAUUAUCUGUCAUGCUUGCAAGAAAAACAUUGUGAAGAUGAUUCAAAAAGCCAGAGAGUUUCAGAUAUAAAAGAAAAGGUCUUGCCUGCAGUCUGUCACCCUGCAAUGCCACAUUCAGAAGUGGAAUAUAGUGGUAUUCACUUUCAAUCCCGGGAAAGCCUUUUAUAUGACCAUGAUAAUACUAGCAUUUUACCUCCUAGCUCCAAGGAUCCUCCGUCAAACCCAGUUGUGAUUUCUAGAGGAAAAGUAUCAUAUAAAAUGUCAGAGAAACUAAAAUGUAAGAAUUGUGAAAUUGGUUUUGAAUUCACCAAAAAUAUUCCCUUGGAAAGGAAUCAAGAAAUAUGUGUUUUAAAUGAGAAUUCUAAAAAAGCUGAGCUGUUGUCACCUGAAAAAUACAUAACAGUAGCAUCACCUUCUGUGAAGGUACAAUUCAACCAAAAUACAAAAGUUACAAUAAUAAAAAAAAACCAAGAACAAACUACUUUAAUUUCAGAAAUAACUGUCAAUCCAAAUUCUGAAGAACUUUUCCCAGACAAUGAGAAUAAUUUUGUUUUUCAAAUACCUAAAGAAGGGAAUAUUCCUGUUUUAGAAAAUAUCAAGGAACUUCAUGAGGCAGACCUCAGUUGUGUAAGAGAACCUAUUCUCAAGAACUCUGCCAUGGUAGUAUAUACAAACAUAGAUGACAAACAGGCAGCCGAAGUAUCAAUCACAAAAGAUUUGGCUUCAUUAAAUACAGUCCAUGAUCUAACAGAGACAAACAGAAAUAGUAUAAAGCAGCAACUAAAAAUGACUCUAGGUCAAGAUUCAAAGUCAGACAUCUUAGAUAUAGAUAUGAAAUCAAACAGAAAUAAUGAUUACAUAGACAAAUGGGCAGGACUCUCAGAUCCAAUUUCAAAUCACAGUUUUGGACAUGGCUUCAGAACAGCUUCUAAUAAAGAGAUAAAACUCUCUGAACACAACAUUAAGAAAAGUAAAAUGCUCUUUAAAGAUAUUGAAGAAUAUUAUUCUACUAGCUUAGCUUGUGUUGAAAUUAAGAAACUAAGCAAACCUCAUGCACUUGGUUCACAGUCAAUUGACAUUGUAUCUGGAUAUGAGCAGAAUAGUACAUUUGUUUCUGAUAGUGAAAAUAGUCACACAACUCCGAUUUUAUAUUUAAAGCGAGAUUUUAAUUCAAACCAUAAUUUAACACCAAGCCAAAAGGCAGAAAUUACAGAACUUUCUACUAUGUUGGAAGAAUCAGGAAGUCAGUUUGAAUUUACACAGUUCAGAAAACCAAGCCACGUAAUAGGGAAUAAUCCAUUUGAAAUGCCUGAUAACCAGAUGACUGUCUUGAAUACCAUGUCUGAGGAAUGGAAAGAUGUUGAUCAUCCCAUAAUUAAUACCCCAUCUAUUAGUCGAGUAGAUAGCAGCAAGAAACUUGAAGAUAUAGUUAGAGGUAAGCAAAAGUUUGCUUGCUUGUUGAAAACCAACUAUAAGAAAAGUGCUUCUCGUUAUUUAACAGAUAAAAAUGAAGUGGAGUUUAGAGGCUUUUAUUCUGCUCGUGGCACAAAACUGAAUGUUUCUAGUGAAGCACUGCAAAAAGCUAUGAAACUGUUCAGUGACAUUGAGAAUAUUAGUGAGGAAACUGCAGAAGUUGAUCCAAGAAGUUUCUCUUUAAGUAAAUGUAAUGACUCUGUUGUUUCAAUGUUUAAGAUAGAAAAUUAUAACAAUGAUAAAAAUGUAAAUGAGAAAAAUAAUAAAUGCCAACCAACGCUACAAAAUAAUAUUGAAAGGAGCACUGGUGUUUUUGUUGAAGAAAAUACUGAAGAUUACAAAAGAAAUCCAGAAAAUGAAGAUAACAAAUGUACUGAUACCAGUAGAAAUAUUUGUAACUUAGGAGAAUCUGAUGGCGAUGAGUCAAGUAGAAAUGAUACAGUUUAUAUUCAUAAAGAUGAAAAUGGCUUGCCAUGUAUUGAUCAGCAUGACAUACAUCUAAAAUUAUCUAGCCAGUUUAUGAAGGAGGGAAGCACUAAAAUUAAAGAAGGUUUGUCAGAUUUAACUUGUUUGGAAGCUGUGAAAGCUGAAGAAACAUUUCAUGUUAAUAUGUCAAAAAAAGAACAGUUACCUGCUAAUAACAUAGGGCAAAAUAUAAAAGAUUUUGAUGUUUUUGAUUUAUCCUUUCAGACUGCAAGUGGGAAAAAUAUCACAGUCUCCAAAGAGUCAUUAAAUAAAGUUGUAAAUUUGUUUGAUCAAAAAUGUACAGAAGAAUUGAAUAACUUUUCAGACUCCUUGAAUUCUGAAUUACCUUCUGGUGUAAAUAUCAACAAAAUAGACAUUUCAAGUCAUGAAGAAACAGAUAAGGUUAAAGACAAAAUAUUGAAAGAAAGUGACCCAGUUGGUCUUGAAAAUCAAUUACUGACUCUCCAGCAAAGACCAGUAUGUGAAGUCAAAAAGAUAAAAGAACUUACUAUGUUGGAUUUUCAUACAGCCAGUGGGAAAAAAGUAAAAAUUGUAAAGGAAUCUUUGGACAAAGUGAAAAAUCUUUUUGAUGAACAAAAACAAGAUGAUAAUAAUGAAAUCACUAAUUUUAGCCAUCGAGGGGCAAAGCUGCUAAAGGACAGAGAAGAAUGUAAAGAAGGGCUUGAAUUAGCAUGUGAGACAGUUGAAAUAGCAACUGCCCCAAAGUAUGAAGAAAUGCAGAAUUCUCUAGAGGAGGAAAAACUUGUUUCUAACGAGAUUGCCUUGCCACUCAGGCUAAGUGAUGAUUUAUACAGACAAACUGAAAAUCUCAAAAUAUCACAUAGUAUCUCUCUGGAAGUUAAAGUACAUGAAAAUAUAGAUAAAGAAACAGCAAAACGUCCUGCAACUUGUUAUACAGAUAAAUCCAUUUGUUCAGCCAUUGAAAAUUCGGCUAUAGCAUUUUACACAGGACAUGGUAGAAAAAUUUCUGUUAGUCAGGCUUCACUAUUUGAAGCAAAAAAAUGGCUUAGAGAAGAAGAAUUGGAUGAUCAAUCAGAAAAAAUAAAUGCUGCCAAGGAAGAACAUCCUCAGGAUUAUGUAGGCAAUCCUUCAUGUAGAAGUAGUUCAAACAGUAUCAUAACUGAAAACUGCAAAAAUCAUCUCUCUGAAAAAGAAGAAGAAGCUUAUUUAAGUAACAGAAGCAUGUCUAACAGCUGUUCAUACCAUUCUGAUUUUUGUCACUCUAAUGAGAUAUGUAAUAAAGCAGAAUAUCUCUCAAAAAAUAAAAUCGAUAAUUCUGAUAUUGAGCCAGUAGUGAAGAAUGUCAAAGACACAAAAAACACUAGUUUUUCUGAAGUAAUAUCCACUAUAAGAGAAGCAAACUCAUAUCCACAAACUGUAAAUGAAGAUAUUUGUGUUCAGAAACUUGUGCCUAACUCUUCACCAGGCAAAAAUAAAAAUACAGCCAUUAAAGUGGCCAUAUCCGAUUCAAAUAAUUUCAAGAUAGGGCCACCUGCGUUCAGUACACCAAGUGGUAAAAUAGUCUUUGCUUCACAUGAAACGAAAGUGAGAGAGCGAUUUACAGACAACUGCAGUAAGGUAAUUAAGCAAAACACUGAGAGUGAAUCGGGCAUUUGCCAAACGAAAAUUGUGGCAAGUUAUCGUAAGGCAUUGGAUGAUUCAGAGGACAUUGUUUUUUCUAACUCUCCAGAUAGUGAAGAACAUAGUAUGCAUUCACAUAAAGUUUUUGCUGACGUCCAAAGUGAACAAAUUUUACAACAUAACCAAAGUGUAUCUGGAUUGAAGAAAGUUUCUGAAAUAUCACCGUGUCAGAUUAAUUUGGAAACUUCUGGUAUAUGUAAAUUUAAUAUGAGGAAGCUUCCCAAGUCCAUCCCUUCUACGAAUGCUUGUGGGAUUUUUAGCACUGCAAGUGGGAAAUCUGUACAAGUAUCAGAUGCUGCAUUACAAAAGGCAAGACAGAUAUUUUCUAAGAUAGAAGAUAGUGACAAUCAAUUCUUUUCCAAAGUAUCAUUUAAAAAUAAAGAACAUUCAGACAAGUUCACAAGAGAAGAAAGUACUAUGAUAUGUACCUCCCAAAAUUUACUGUCAUCUGCUUUCUCUGGAUUUAGUACAGCAAGUGGAAAACAGGUUACAGUUUCUGAAAGUGCCUUAUGCAAAGCUAAGGAAAUGUUAGAGGAAACUGAUACAAUCAGAACUGAAUGUAAUCUUCAGCGUUCACCUACAUCUAAACAAGAUGUAUCAAAAAUACUUCCUCUCUCUUGUAUUGCUAAGAGAACCCCAGAACACACUGUGAACUCCAAAAUGGAAAAAGCCUACAGUAAAGAAUUUAAAUUAUCAAGUAACUAUAACAUUGUUGAAAGUGGUUCUUCAGAAAAGAAUCACUCCAUUCAAGUUUCUCCAUGUCUCCCUCAGUUUAAGCAAGACAAACAGUUGGUAUUAGGAACCAAAGCAUCACUUGUUGAGAACAUUAAUCUUUUGGGAAAAGAACAAGCUUUACCUAAAAAUAUAAAAAUGGAAAUUGGGAAAACUGGAACUUUCCCUAAUCUUCCUGUGAAAACAAAUACAGAAAUUUGUUCUACUUAUUCCAAACAUCCAGAAAGCUGUUUUGAAACAGAAGCAGUAGAAAUUGCCAAAGCUUUUAUGGAAGAUGGUGAGCUGACAGAUUCUGAACUGCUAAGUCAUACCAAAUACUCUCUUUUUACAUGCCAGAACAAUGAGGAAAUGGUUUUGUUAAAUUCAAGAAUUGGAAAAAGAAGAGGAGAUGCACUUGUCUCAGUUGGAGAACCUCCAAUUAAAAGAAACUUAUUAAAUGAAUUUGACAGGAUAAUGGAAAACCAAGAAAAAUCCUUAAAGGCUUCAAAAAGCACUCCAGAUGGCACAAUAAAAGAUAGAAGGUUGUUUAUGCAUCACAUUUCUUUGGAGCCAAUAACCUGUGGACCCUUUUGCACAACUAAGGAACGGCAAGAAAUACAGAAUCCAAAUUUUACUGCACCUGGUCCAGAAUUUUUAUCUAAAUCUCAUUUUUGGGAAUACCUGACUUUGGAAAAAUCUUCAAGCGACUUAUCAGUUACAGGGCAGCCAUUUUAUAAGGUUCCUACUGCAAGAAAUGAAAAAAGGAGACACUCGAUUACUACAGGCAAACCGAGGAAAGUCUUUGUCCCACCUUUCAAAACUAAAUCACAUCUUCACAGAGAUGAACAGUCUGUGAGCGGGAAUACUCAUUUGGAGGAAAACAAAGACAAACAAAAAACCGUAGAUGAACAUGGCUCUGGUGAUAGCGAAAAUAAUAUUAACGACAGUGAAAUUCAUCAGUUGAACAAAAGUAGCUCCAAUCAAGCAGCAACUAUAAUUUUCACAAAAUGUGAAGAAGAACCUUUAGAUUUCAUUACAAAGCUUCAGAAUGCCAGAGAUAUACAGGAUAUGCGAAUUAAAAAGAAACAAAGGCAACGUAUUUUUCCACAGCCAGGCAGUCUGUAUCUUGCAAAAACAUCCAGUAUGCCUAGAAUCUCUCUGAAAGUAGCAGUAGGAGGCCGAGUUCCCUCUGCCUGUUCCCAUAAAGAGCUGUAUAUGUAUGGCGUUUCUAAACAUUGUGUAAAAAUUAACAGCAAAAAUGCAGAGUCUUUUCAAUUUCACACUCAGGAUUAUUUUGGUAAGGAAAGUUUGUGGGCUGGAAGGGGAGUACAGUUGGCUGAUGGUGGAUGGCUCGUACCCUCCGAUGAUGGAAAGGCUGGAAAAGAAGAAUUUUAUAGGGCUCUGUGUGACACCCCAGGUGUGGAUCCAAAGCUUAUUUCUAGAGUUUGGGUCUAUAAUCACUAUAGAUGGAUUAUAUGGAAACUGGCAGCUAUGGAAUUUGCCUUUCCUAAGGAAUUUGCUAAUAGAUGCCUAAGCCCAGAAAGAGUGCUUCUUCAACUAAAAUACAGAUAUGAUAUGGAAAUUGAUAGAAGCAGAAGAUCAGCUAUAAAAAAGAUAAUGGAAAGGGAUGACACAGCUGCAAAAACACUUGUUCUGUGUGUUUCUGAAAUAAUUUCAUUGAGCACAGAUAUAUCUGAAACUUCUAGCAGUAAAACUAGAAGUGUGGAUACAAAAAAAGCACCCAUUAUUGAACUUACAGAUGGAUGGUAUGCUAUUAAGGCCCAGUUAGAUGCUCCCCUCUUAGCUCUCUUGAACAGUGGGAGACUUACUGUGGGUCAGAAGAUCAUUAUUCACGGAGCAGAACUGGUGGGCUCUCCUGAUGCCUGUACACCUUUUGAAGCCCCAGAAUCUCUUAUGUUAAAGAUUUCUGCCAACAGUACUCGGCCUGCUUGCUGGUAUGCCAAACUUGGAUUCUGUCCCAAUCCUAGACCUUUCUCUCUCCCCUUGUCAUCACUUUUCAGUGAUGGAGGAAAUGUUGGUUGUGUUGAUGUAAUUAUUCAAAGAGCAUACCCUAUACAGUGGAUGGAGAAGACAUCAUCUGGGUUAUACAUAUUUCGCAAUGAAAGAGAAGAAGAAAAGGAAGCAACAAAAUAUGCGGAGGCCCAACAAAAGAAGCUAGAAGCCUUAUUCACAAAAAUUCAAGCAGAAUUUGAAGAGCAUGAAGAAAAUAUAGCAAAACGAUGUAUACCAUCACACGCACUAACAAGACAGCAAGUCCGUGCUCUGCAGGAUGGUGCAGAGCUUUAUGAAGCAGUGAAGAAUGCACCAGACCCAAGUUACCUUGAGGGUUGUUUUAGUGAAGAGCAAUUAAGAGCCUUGAAUAAUCACAGGCAGAUGUUGAAUGAUAAGAAGCAGGCACAGAUCCAGUUGGAAUUUAGGAAGGCUAUCGAAUCUGCUGAGCAAGGGGAACAGAUUUUAUCAAGAGAUGUUACAACUGUGUGGAAGUUGCGUAUCAUAAGCUGUGAGAAAAAAGAAAAAGAUUCAGUUUUAUUGAGUAUCUGGCGUCCAUCAUCAGAUUUAUAUUCCCUGUUAACAGAGGGAAAGAGAUACAGAAUCUAUCAUCUUGCAACAUCAAAAUCUAAAAGUAAAUCUGAAAAAGCUAACAUACAGUUAACAGCAACGAAAAAAACUCAGUAUCAGCAACUACCGGCUUCAGAUGAAAUCCUAUUCCAAGUUUAUCAGCCAAGGGAGCCCCUUCACUUCAACAAAUUAUUGAAUCCAGACUUCCAGCCACCUUGUUCUGAGGUGGACCUAAUAGGAUUUGUAGUUUCUGUUGUGAAAAAAUUAGGUCUUGCUCCUUUGGUCUAUUUGUCCGAUGAAUGCCAUAAUUUAUUGGCAAUAAAGUUUUGGGUAGAUCUUAAUGAAGACAUUAUUAAACCUCACAUGUUAAUUGCUGCGAGCAACCUUCAGUGGCGACCAGAAUCCAAAUCAGGAAUUCCUACUUUAUUUGCUGGAGAUUUUUCCAUGUUUUCUGCCAAUCCAAAGGAGGGCCAUUUUCAAGAUACAUUCCACAAAAUGAAAAGUACUAUUGAGAAUAUUGAUAUAUUUUGCAAUGACGCAGAAAACAAGCUUAUGCAUAUACUUAAUGCAGAUGAUCCCAAGUGGUCCUCCCCAACUAAAGGCUGUAUUUCAGAGCCACACACUGCUGAAACAGUCCUUGGUACAGGAAACAAGUUUCUGAUGUCUUCUCCCAACAGUGAGAUGAAUUAUCAAAGUCCAUUAUCACUUUGUAAGCCAAAAGGGAAGUCUGUUUCCACACCUGUAUCAGCCCCAGUGACUUCCAAGUCUUGUAAAGGGGAGAAAGAGAUUGAUGACCCAAAGAACUGCAAAAAGAGAAAAGCUUUGGAUUUCUUGAGUAGACUGCCUUUACCUCCACCUGUUAGUCCCAUUUGUACAUUUGUUUCUCCAGCUGCACAGAAGGCGUUUCAGCCGCCACGGAGUUGUGGCACCAAAUAUGAAACACCUAUGAAAAAAAAAGAAUUGAAUUCUCCUCAGAUGACUCCACUUAAAAAAUUUAAUGACAUUCCUCUUUUGGAAAGUGAUUCAAUAGCUGAUGAAGAACUUGCAUUGAUAAAUACCCAAGCCCUUUUGUCUGGUUCAGCAGGAGAAAAUCAACUUAUGUCUAUCAGUGAGUCCACUAGGACUGCUCCCACCCGUUCAAAAGAUUGUCUUGGACUGAAAAGGCAUUAUUCUACAUCUGUGGUCGAAGAACAAGAGCAUUCCCAAGUCAGUACCAAAGAAUGUGAGACUAACAUGCAGGACACAAGUACAAUAAAAAAUAUAACUAAGAGACUGCAAAGGCGACAAAAACCAAAAUGACAGUAAAUUAGUUAUUGACUCUUAACCUUUCCACUUUGUGUAACAUACACAGUUUCAAACUACACAUCAGUAUUUGCAUAAUGAGAAAAGAAAUGAAAUAGUUCCAAGUUCACCUAAGUGCCUGUAUAUCACAGGAAUGCUCUUUGCCUGCUUCUCUAUUGAUACACUUUUAUUUCAGUUACAUAUCUUAAAACUGACUGUAUAUUUAUUAACUAAUCAAGAAAAAAAAUCU
Messenger RNA from Ceratotherium simum simum (southern white rhinoceros), 10604 nucleotides. RefSeq names its product BRCA2 DNA repair associated (gene BRCA2). Gene Ontology annotation, cellular component: nucleus. NCBI's taxonomy places the organism in Eukaryota, Metazoa, Chordata, Mammalia, Perissodactyla, Rhinocerotidae. The record is from RefSeq and is a predicted model, not a curated record. Gene Ontology annotation, biological process: double-strand break repair via homologous recombination; regulation of DNA-templated transcription.